AGCUUUGAACUUCCGUACUGAACUACAUAUUUGAAGCAAGAACCACAUAUAUUUGGUACCAAUCUGUAAUCCAUAUCGGUUAACAGAAGAACCUCCAAGUCCUGAUCCAACUGCGUCUUUUAAAAAGAAACAUACUGCUGCAGUCUCCCAGUCGAGCUCCUCAGAGCAGCAGAGGAGCGUACCGCAGUCAGGGGCGGAGCUAUGGGGGGCGGCGGGCCCCCGGCCAGGGCCUAGGGGGGUCCCGGAUGCGAGGCAGGAUGUGACUUCAGGGAUCCAACCCUUUAUCAUGGCUGAUGAGAGCUGGAGAAGAAUGGCACCAAAAACAGUUAAGAUGAUAUGUGUGGCUCUCAGCACCGUCGGGCUGAUUGGGGUCAUCAUCUGCUGCUCCCUGCCUGAGUGGCUUGUGAGACGUGAUGAUUAUACGGAAGUUCAUACAGGUCUGUGGAAGAAGUGUGUGAAGCUGGAAACUGGACCGCAGGAGUGCAGAACGUCUGACUCCUGGUUAUUUUCUGAAAUUCAUGCCUUCAGGAAUUUCACCAUCACCAGCUGCCUCCUCUGUGGUCUCAGCCUCCUCCUCCUGAUCUUUGGUUCUGACUUCACCCCACGUGUUCAGAACCAAGACACCAAACCCAAAAUUAUCCUGGCUGCUGGAGUGGGCCUGCUGCUGGCCGGCCUGCUGGUGAUCAUCCAGGUCAGCUGGGUGACACAUAUUUUUAGAAAUGCACCAAAAACAGUGACGCUGGGCGCGAGCAUCUAUAUCGGCUUCAUAGCUGGUCUGAUGUUGAUGCUGACUGGAGUUCUGCUCUGCCACUUAAGCAGACCCGGAUCCAGCAGCUCUGGAGGAACCGUCAGCUUCUCCAGCAACAGAGCUUAAUUUAGUGGCUUAAUGGAAGGGACUGGUGUCCGACAGACGGGUAGACAAAGGAGUUGAUUUGGUAAAAACUGGGAAGACGAAGCCAAAUUAUAAUUUCUAUACUUUAAAGUUUUGGUGUUCGAAGGCAUGUACUCUGUAAAUCCUUUGACUUUUAAUUUUAUUUUGGCAAAAUUCCUAGAAUUUAUCUUAAAAUGUCACUUAAAAUUUGACUUGACAAAGAUUAACAGGAAAAUCAUUUUACAUUUCAUAAUGUCUACAGGAAAAUUACAUUUCAGCAAU
This is a messenger RNA of Poecilia reticulata (guppy), 1153 nucleotides long. RefSeq names its product claudin-4-like. Lineage: Eukaryota; Metazoa; Chordata; Actinopteri; Cyprinodontiformes; Poeciliidae. The record is from RefSeq and is a predicted model, not a curated record. Gene Ontology annotation, molecular function: structural molecule activity. Gene Ontology annotation, cellular component: bicellular tight junction; membrane.